AUGUCAAACCAAUUAUGUCUGUCCAGUGAUGACCACGGCUUUAGUCCUCUGCAUUGGUCAGCGUUCGCGGGCCGGGGAGGUCUGGUGGACAUGUUGAUCGCGAAGGGCGCCCGUAUUAACGCCACAAACAUGGGGGACGACACCUGCCUCCACUUGGCCUCAGCGCAGGGACACAAGGAUGUGGUCCACCAACUGCUCAGACAUAAGGCUGACAUAAACGCCGUGAACGAACACGGAAACACUGCCCUCCACUACGCCUGCUUCUGGGGCUACCAAAGCAUUGCUGAAGAACUCAUCACUUCCGGAGCUUUGGUUAAUAUAAGCAACAAAUACGGCGAAACCCCGUUAGACAAGUGCAGGGGUCAGAUGCAACAGCGCCUCCACGAGUUGGCCGCCGAGUUGGGUCAGGACGUGACCAAAAAGAUCCCCUAUAAGGACCAGUCCUGGUUGGGCACAAAGUCCCGUUCCCGUGACGCCACGCUAUCCCGGUAUUCAGGGCUCACUCUCCAAGAGCUUCAUCUCCAGCACAAGAUA
Oppiella nova is the source of this 534-nucleotide messenger RNA. NCBI's taxonomy places the organism in Eukaryota, Metazoa, Arthropoda, Arachnida, Sarcoptiformes, Oppiidae. The record is from the annotation of a GenBank genome assembly.